CCUCUGCGAUUAAGCGGUUGGGCAGUAGGGUUUUAGCAAUCAAACCAACGUUUUCUCUCUCUUUGGCAGAGCAUACGAAAUAUGCCUGUUUGAACACUUUGGUUCCUUAGUUUGCUUCCUCCCAUGUCGGAUCCUCUGCGUGGAAAUCUUAGUCAACAGUUGUUUGGGUUUUAUAGUAUCACAUUUUGUUUGUUUGUACGAGAUUAAAAACCGGAGUUUGAGAGGGAUUGUGGGAUUGGUUUUGGCUGAGAAAUCCCGUUCCAGGCUCUGAUACAAGGUACUUUGUUUAUUAGUUUCGGUGAUUUUUGCGAUAUAUAUCCUUCUAUGGUUUAUCUGAUAUGUCCAUGUGGUUUCAUCCAUCAAUUAGAGUAUUGGGUUUUCCCAGAAAACGCACUAUUACUGGUUCUAACUGUAUUUGUAUGAAGUCGGUUUCUACAGCGCUUGCCCGCUUGAACCCAAUUGAAUCCUCAGAUUCAACCACUGAUGAUGAAUAUAUUACUGCCUCCCCCUCUACUUCUAAUACCGCUUCUGCUUGUAGUGGUAUUUCUGGAUAUACCACCAACCACAACAAGAACAGCACAUCUUUAGCCGAGGUAGACUCGAUCAGGGUUGUUCAAAUCUUGAGCACUCUGAGAAAGAAUCCUAAUACUGCACUGUCCUUCUUUGCCCAGUUGAAGGAACACGGCUUUCGGCAUAAUGCCUCCACGUAUGCAGCCCUUAUCAAGAUUUUAUGCUGUUGGGGUUUGGAUAGGAAGCUGGAUGCUGUCUUUUUGGAGCUCAUUCCUGGGUCUAAGAAGCAUCAACACCUGGACCCAGGAUUUGAAAUUUCUGAUUUGUUUGAAACACUUGAGGCAGAGGGGCUCCAGGUGAAUGAGACAUUGGCUAGAGCAUACAAUGCACUGAUUAAAUCUUAUGUUAGCAUUGCUAUGUUUGAUGAGGCCAUCGAUGUUUUGUUUCAAACAAAGAGGCGCGGGUUUGUCCCCCAUAUCUUUACCUGUAAUUUUCUCAUGAAUCGCUUGAUUGAGAAGGGGAAAGUGGACAUGGCUGUGGCCAUUUACAUGCAGCUGAAGAGGUUAGGUUUGAGCCCUAAUGAAUACACCUAUGCAAUUGUGAUUAAGGCUCUCUGCAAGAAGGGCAACUUGGAAGAAGCUAUUCAUGUGUUUCAGGAGAUGGAAGAAGCUGGUGUUACCCCUAAUGCUUUUGCUUACACGGCAUAUAUUGAAGGGCUUUGCAACCAUCAGAGGCCGGAUUUGGGAUAUCAAGUGCUACAAGUAUGGAAAGGGGCAAAUGCCUCUAUUAAUGCCUAUGCUUAUAAUGCGGUCAUUCGUGGGUUCUGUGGCAAGAUGAAAGUAGAUGAAGCGGAAAGUGUCUUUCUUGACAUGGAAAAACAAGGGGUGGUUCCUGAUGCAGAAAGCUAUGGUGCAUUGAUCCGCGGGUACUGCAAGGGUUGGAAUUUGCUAAAAGCUUUGGCUCUCCACACUGAUAUGGUGUCAAAGGGCAUAAAGAGUAAUUGUGUGAUUGUCAGCCCGAUUCUUCAAUGCUUGUCUAACAUGGGAAUGCCUUCUGAAGCAGUUGGUUUAUUCAAAGAAUUUAAGGAGUCCGGGAUGUUUCUUGAUGAGGUUUCAUACAAUAUUGUGGUGGAUGCUUUGUGCAAAGAGGGGAAAAUGGAAGAAGCCAUAGAUUUGCUUAAAGACAUGAAAGGUAAGAAUAUGAUGUUAGAUAUUAUGCACUAUACUACCUUGAUUAAAGGGUACUGUUUCCAAGGAAAAGUUAAGGAUGCAUUGAAUCUAUUUGAAGUAAUGAAGGAAAGGGGUUUCAAGCCUGACAUUGUUGUCUAUAAUGUCCUUGCUGCUGGGUUUUUUAGAAAUGGCCUCACAUCUAAGGCACUUCACCUUUUGGGUUAUAUGGAGGCACAGGGUUUAAAACCAAACUCUAUUACACACAACAUGAUUAUUGAAGGUUUAUGUAUCGGAGGCAAAGUAAAGAAAGCUGAGGAAUUUCUAAAUAGUUUAGAGGAUAAGAGUGUUGAUAACUAUUCUGCUAUGGUUAGUGGGUACUGUGAAGCUAAUUGUACAGAAAAGGCCUAUGAACUUUUUGUUAAGCUGUCAAAGAAAGGGGUUCUAAUUAAAAAAAGCUCCUGCUUUAAACUACUCAGUAACCUUUGCUUACAAGGUUUCUAUAAUAUAGCUCUUCAGUUGCUUGAGACAAUGUUGGCAUUGAAUGGAGAACCUAGCAGAACAAUGUGCGGUAAAGUCAUAGCUGCUCUUUGUCGGAAUGGAGAUGUGAAAAAGGCUCAGCGUUUUUUUGAUAUUCUAGUCGAAAGAGGGUUAACUCCUGAUGUCAUUACCUACACAAUGAUGAUUCAUGGUUACUGCAAAAUGAAUUGCUUACAGGAAGCUUAUGAUCUCUUCCAUGAUAUGAAGGAGAUGGGAAUUAAACCUGAUGUCAUCACUUACACAGUUUUGCUUGAUGGUCAUUGCAAAAAAAAUAUAAGAAGGUUUUGUUCCCCUGUAGAUGCGAGGAAAAACAAGGGAAGGGAAAUGGAUGCUUUAACUGUCUGGACAGAAAUGAAUGACAAGGAUAUAAGACCUGAUGUUAUUUGUUACACUGUUUUAAUUGACAGGCAAUGUAAGACAGGCAACCUUCAGGAUGCUAUUGCUCUCUUCGAUGAAAUGAUUGACAGAGGACUAGAGCCUGAUACAGUGACGUACACAGCUCUUUUGUCAGGCAUUUGUAAUAAGGGAUAUCGGGAUACGGCUUUGACCCUUUAUAGUAAGAUGUCUUCUGAGGGAAUACUGUCAGAUACCCGCACCAUCUCAGUUCUACACCGCCACGGUAUUAUAAUAGCCAAGACGAAGGAAGUGCAAUUUUGAAAGUAAGCAAUGGUUGGAUGAACCCAAAAUCUAUAUUCAGUCAAGUAUUUAAAGAUGGCUAUUGAUUUUACAGGCAGAGAAGAAGGGAAGCUUUGUGCGUAGGCCACUUGGAAGUCGGUCAUCUGCAGAAUCCCUGUGGAGUAAUGGACAUUUACCUAGAUCACGCAGAGGACGGGGAUAAAGACCAAGAUUGUGAAAGGGAUGAUGGGGUUAAAGAUAGAGACUGAAAACUGAGAAAGGGGUAGACUUGCCAAAAGUUCUGCCUAUGUUCCCUUUUCCAUUUUGGUUUAAUUUAUAGUUGGUGAUGUUUUUUAUGAUAAAGCCAUCAGGUUUGAACAGGACAUGCUGUUAGAGUUUGUGAACGAAACAAGCAAGCAUGUAGAACUACCGAAAAAGAUCAACAACAAUAAAAUCAGAACAGAUGGUCCAAUCGGUAUUUUGGACCACUUCGCAGUUCUAAAUCUCAGUUGCAUUGAAGGUUUAUAUGGUGAUAGUGGGGUUGAUGUGAUGCAUCGUGGAGGAAGAAUAUAACUGUUACUUUGCCUGUUAUACCAGUGUGCUUAAAGCAGAAACAAGAAGAGUAGUUGUAUUGGCGCAGAUAAAAGAAAUCAGUGAAAAGAAUCGCAAGGAAGAUAAUGUGUCUCUUGCUAUUUCUGCUGGACUAGACAACCAGCUGGUGGGAGAUCAGAUGACUUGCAUUCUCCCCAUUCGGGUAUGCAGGGGAAUAAGGCAAAAAUCCUGGGCAGUAAUAGUCUGAUGCUUUAAGAUAGACUGCGGUUGGGUAAGGUCCUUCUUCCCCUCCCUCCACCCCCCCAGUUUCCCUCGGCCAGCUCAAUACGGUCAUUGAGAAGUCUUCCACGGCUUCCCUGUUGGGCGGUAGGGUCAAGGACUCUAUGGAGAAAAAGAGGAGACCAAACAAGUCCAGUCAGGGAGUGAUUAAACAAGCUUCCCCCCUCCCCAAAUUAGGGGGAGGAAGAAAUAGCUCCUCUUGUAGGAGCAGUGCUCUAGCUUUUGUCCGCUUUUGGAGUUUGGAAGAUAAGAGGUCUCAAUGACCCAAUGAAGCAAAGAUUUGUUAGGAAAUUUAUUCUAGAGCACAAUCUAGCUCUUAUGGGGCUGGUUGAGACAGAGGUAAAGGAAGUAAAUAAGGGGGGAGUUUUUAGAGCUAUUGCUAAAGGUUGGAUAGUUAUCUGUAAUUACUUCUCCUCUCCUAGAGCAUAUUUGGACUUUGAGUACCCUGAUCCAGACAUUCAUGAAGAUCUAUCUAUAUCAGCUCUUUGGAUAAGUAACAUGUGGAUAAGUUUGUUACAGCUGAACAGUUGGAUUCAUAGUUCUCUCCCAUGCAAGAGGCUGCAGCAUUCAAGGAAGGAAGCAAUGUGUAGUGCAAUGGAAGUUCUCCGCCCAUCAUGGGGCUAGGCCAUGCAGUGAAGCCAAACAUUUGUUGGAACCGCUGUUAAAACUAGCAGUUGGAACCGCUGUUAAAACUAGCGUUGGAAGAGAUGCCAAUAAAAAGGCAAAUAGUCGCAUUUUGAAGCAAGGUCAAGGGCAAGGGCAGUGCUAGGGAGCCACUUUUGUUAAGUUGAAGCAACAGUCUUCAGUUGCUGCUGUAUCCCUCUAUAAGAAUUGCCGUGGAUCUAAAUCCAUUAUGGUUUGCUUUGUUACGGAAGCUUGUGCAAAAGAAACAACAUAUAAUUGGAAAAACUGUGAGGGAUUGAAAGAUGAUUUGCCCAUUUAUUGAGUUUUGUUUUUAGUUUAAGCAGCCAAAGAUUAUGAAAGAAAAUUGUUCGAAAAUACAUACAACUUUUUUUUGGUUU
Corylus avellana is the source of this 4684-nucleotide messenger RNA. RefSeq lists its product as uncharacterized. Gene Ontology annotation, molecular function: protein binding. NCBI's taxonomy places the organism in Eukaryota, Viridiplantae, Streptophyta, Magnoliopsida, Fagales, Betulaceae. The record is from RefSeq and is a predicted model, not a curated record.